AUGACCGCCACCUUCCCCUCCUCACCCGAGCCCAGCGACCCUCCUCUCCCUCCCUACCGCCUUUCAGCGCUCCUCCAAGCCCACACCUCCGAUGUUCGCUACCUCUCCGUCGCCCCACUUGCCUCGUCUCCCCAGCUCUUCAGCGCAUCGCGGGACGGGUCGGCUCGGUCCUGGGUUCAGAAGGAAGGAGUAGAAUGGAUGCAGGACAAGGAAUGGAAGCAGGGACACGAGGGGUUCGCCAAUGCGCUUUGCUGGAUUCCGCCGGUCGAGGAGGAAGAGGAUAAGGCUGGAUACCUCGCCACAUCCGGUUCCGACGCCCUAAUCCAGCUCUACUCCCUCUCCUCCCCCUCGUCCGCACCCGUUCAAACCCUCCUCGGACACGCACACAAUGUCUGUGCCCUGCAUGCGUCGAAGGACGGGACGAAGAUGGUUAGUGCGAGUUGGGAUGGGACUGCGAGGGUCUGGGAGAGACGGAGAGAAGAGGAGGCGAGGGAGGAGGGCGAGGAGGGAGAGUGGACAUGCGAGAGGGUGCUGGCAGAUCAUGGAGCGGCGGUUUGGGAUGUGCUGAUGCUCGAAGAAGGUGGCGGUGGCGAUUCUGUGCUGACGGCCUGCGCCGACUCUCGCAUCCGGCUAUUCGACGGAGACAAGCUGCGCCAUCUCUUUAAGGGCCACGAAGGACCCGUUCGGAGCCUAUGUGUCUUGCUGCCAGAAGAAGCGGACUCGACCCUCUUCGCAUCGGGCUCGAACGACGGGUGCGUGUUUAGCAUCCUCCUGCUUCUUCUUCACCUCACUGACUAUUGUUAUCUUGGCAGCACCAUCCGCCUGUGGGACUGGCGUACCGGCACAGCCCUCUCUAUCCUCGGCCAGCAAGGCUCAUUCGUCUACUCUCUCGCGCCGAUCCCUUCGCGCGCAGGCGGCGGACUCGCAAGUUCCGGCGAAGACGGGAUAAUCAAGAUUUGGAACGAAGAGGGGAGGGAGGAACAACAGGUUUUGGUGCCGGCUUUGUCGGUCUGGACGCUCGCGACACUACCUAAUGGAGACCUCGCUUGCGGGUGCUCGGAUCACAUGAUCUGGAUCUUUACGCGGGAUGAGCAGCGGUUGGCGGAUGAGGGAACGGUGCGGAUCUACGAGGAGCGGCUGGAGUCGAGGAGAGCGUCGAAGGCGCCCGCAACGCCCAAGCCUCGAGUCGAAGGACCCGCGGCGCUGGACCAGCCAGGCAAGGCGGAAGGCGAGGUCAAGCUCGUCCAGGCUGACGACGAGCAAGUCAAGGCGUAUCAGUGGGACGGCACGACUUGGGUCGAGCUGGGCGAAGUCGUCGACCCUUCUUCUGCUGCGUCUGAUGCGACCGCCGCACCCUCACAACCUCGCGAGAAGAUGCUGCACGAGGGCGUCGAGUACGACUACGUCUUCCACAUCGACGUCAAGGACGACGAGCCGCCCAUCCCGCUCCCGUUCAACCUCGAGGAUGACCCGCAUGCCACCGCGUCGGCCUUUGUCGAGGCGCACUGGCUUCCGUCGAGCUACGUCGAGCGGAUUGUCGAGUUUGUGCGCGCCUCGACGUUGGCGUAG
Molecule: messenger RNA, 1569 nt
Organism: Rhodotorula toruloides NP11
Lineage: Eukaryota; Fungi; Basidiomycota; Microbotryomycetes; Sporidiobolales; Sporidiobolaceae
Product: ubiquitin homeostasis protein Lub1
Exons: 7
Coding region: 1-1569 (522 amino acids)
Biological process (GO): ubiquitin recycling; proteasome-mediated ubiquitin-dependent protein catabolic process
Cellular component (GO): cytoplasm; nucleus
Molecular function (GO): ubiquitin binding
Source: RefSeq, a predicted model, not a curated record